GUCAAUCAAGCCAUUAGUAUAUAUUCCUUGAAGUCGUUCGUAAGGUGAGCUACUAGCUAUUCUCAAAGUGUAGAAAAUGCAGCCUAUCAUCAUAGUCCACGGUGGAGCUGGUGAUAUUCCCACAAGUCGCGUACAAGGUAAAUUGGAUGGUAUUAGAGUAGCAGUCCGGGCGGGUUAUGAAGUCCUAAAGAAAGGCGGAACGUCUUUGGAUGCUGUGGAGGCUGCGGUCGUUGCUAUGGAGAAAGACGAGAAUUUUAACGCCGGAUAUGGUUCCGUGUUAAACCUUCGAGGUGAAGUGGAAAUGGAAGCCAGUAUCAUGAGCGGUACAAAACUCGACGUCGGCGCAGUAACUCUUAUAAAGGACUUCCUACAUCCCAUAAGUAUUGCUCAUAAAGUUUUAACGGAUUCUCCACAUUCUCUGUUAGGUGGUGAAGGAGCGAAAUUGUUUGCUUUGGAGAAGGGAUUUAAAACAGUGCCUCCGGAGUCAUUAAUUAGUGAAAAUGCUAAAAAUGCUUUAGAUAAGUUUUUGAAACAUGGUGAAUUUGGAAGAACUGAAAUUGGGACAAAAGAUGAGGGUGGAGUGGGCACAGUUGGUGCAGUGGCUAUAGAUGCGAAUGGCCACGUGGCGGUAGCCACCAGUACAGGAGGUAUGAGUGGAAAAGCUGUGGGCAGGAUUGGAGACACACCGCAAAUUGGGAGCGGUACUUACGCGGACGAUAACAUUGGCGGAGUUUCUACAACUGGACACGGUGAAUCGAUCCUGAAGUACUGCGUAGCUCAUGCUAUUGUUAAGUUAAUGGAAAAUGGCCUUGACGCCUGUACCGCUACUACGAAUGCUAUUAAUGGGAUGACGUCAAGAUUGAAUAACACUGCUGGUGCUAUUAGCCUAUCCAACAAGGGGGACGUGGGAGUCCAUUUUAGUUCUAACAGGAUGGCGUGGGCUUACGUGAAAAACAAUAAAGUAAUUUAUGGAAUAGAUCAAGGGCAAGUUUUGGAGGAAUCUUAUGAUGAAAAGAAGAAUUAAACAGUACUCACUAACAUUUUAAAGUACAUUUUAUACAUUUUUAUAAUUAGUUAAAUAGAAGAGAAAAGGUUAUACCUAUAUGGUUAGUUAUGGUUAUUCCUAGCUGAAGACUGUGUAAAGGAAUAAUUAUGUCCUAAAGUGAAAAGAGUGUAACAUUUAGUGAAAAGAUGAAAAACAUAAUAUUAAUUUAUCAUUGUCAAACAUGUAUCUACGUUACCUAAUUUCAUAGUUAAUAGUCGAAUUGCAAUAAACGAUAUUGGUAAUGAAAUA
Messenger RNA from Pectinophora gossypiella (pink bollworm), 1294 nucleotides. RefSeq names its product probable isoaspartyl peptidase/L-asparaginase GA20639. Gene Ontology annotation, molecular function: asparaginase activity. The record is from RefSeq and is a predicted model, not a curated record. Bases 77 to 1024 code for a protein of 315 amino acids. Lineage: Eukaryota; Metazoa; Arthropoda; Insecta; Lepidoptera; Gelechiidae. The transcript has 7 exons.